AUGAUACAUUAAGUAUGGAUGCUACAGUGGUCAUUGGAUGACAGUGCAAUAAGCACUUUGGAUUCUCCAGUUGAUCUUGAAGGCUUUUAUUUGAUGAGGGGUUCUUCUCUUAAGUUGAAGAUUGUGAAGCUGCUCCAAGGCGAUGUUGAAACAACAAAAUGGGUGAGGUUGCAGGUGAAUGGCUCAGAGGUCGGUUCCAAUGCAAAGCUACCAGCGAAUAGUAUGGAAGGUGCCGACACAUUGGAUGAUGACACAUUUUCGCAGAAUUCUAAUAUACAAUCCCACCUCAACCUUGCAUUGCUAGGGGUGGAAGAGGAUUCUGUGUUGGUCAGCAGCAUCGAGCAACAUAUCUCACUGGAGGACUAUUUGCGAGGCAGGUGGAGCCGGUCUUCAAGCCUCGACUGACUGAUUGAAUGCAUGGAAAAAUAAUCUCAAGUUUUAGAUCGAUAGUCCGUGAUUUUUGUGUACAUUUCAUUUGUUUGUUUCCUUUUACCUAUAGCUAAAUUCCAGCUUCAUUUUGGUUAAUGCUGGGUGUUGGAUGAGAGGUUGUUAGUGGUGUGCCCUCCUCCUUCCCUUCCCUUUCAUGUGUUGUAUGAUUAUUGUGAAAUAUAUGUUCUGUUCAGUUGUCAUCAUAAUUGAAUUGAAACCAAGAACUGAAGUGUAUUAUACAAAUUUGAAAUAAUAGAAUAACAAUCUUGAAAUGUUC
Ipomoea triloba (trilobed morning glory) is the source of this 706-nucleotide messenger RNA. RefSeq lists its product as uncharacterized. Lineage: Eukaryota; Viridiplantae; Streptophyta; Magnoliopsida; Solanales; Convolvulaceae. The transcript is spliced from 2 exons. The coding region runs from base 19 to 405 and encodes 128 amino acids. The record is from RefSeq and is a predicted model, not a curated record.